GCCUAGUUCUGUCAACAUGACAACUGGAUGCCCCAUCUGACGCUUAUUUGACGUUGGCGAUUCAUUUUGUUAGUUGGGUGUGUAGGGAACGAGUUUGCAUUUGCGUUGUGAUCAGCUGUGAGUUGCGACGCGCACCAAGCAAGUAGCAAGUUGUUUUCGUUUUCCGAACGCGCCUACUGCGAGGACAGUGAAAAGUGGAAAACAGAUCGAUUCGCUUACAGUGGCGAACGGUUUCCGGCUGGGUCAAGUGCAUGGAAUAGCGGGGGGAAAGAGCUGUACGCGUAUAGUAUUCGGCAUAGCAGGCGCGAUUGCCCCCGUAGCUGGGGCGUUGAAUUCCUUUGUCAUCGUGCGUGGAGAUAUGGCCAUGGUGUAGGGGCAGCAGCAGCCAUUUAGAAGCUCGCUUCUUCUUGCCCGUGUUUGUCGUUGUCGUUGUUCGUCUGCUUUCGCGCCUUUGGUUUAUUGCAGUUGUUUGUUUAUCCUAUUGUGGCGCAGUUGCCCACAAUUUCCCAUCCGUGUGUGAUCUCCGCCAGUUCCGAAAGGGGAAACAAAAUGGCCUGGUCGCAAAAGCAAUUCAUAUUUGCCCUCACGAUGGUGGUGACGGGCUCGAUAAACACGCUCAGUACAAAGUGGGCUGAUAAUAUAGAGUCCGAAGGCUCGGAUGGACAGGUACGACGGUUCGAGCAUCCGUUCGUACAGGCGUGUGCAAUGUUUCUCGGCGAGUUUCUUUGUCUACUGGCAUUCAAAGCCGUUUACUAUCAUCUGCGUCGCAAGAACAAUGGUGCUGAAGAUCGGCAUGAUCUCGUACAGGGCAACCGUCAGUUCAGUCCCUUCAUCUUAUUUGUACCGGCUAUGUGCGAUAUGCUGGCGACCUCCAUUAUGUACGUCGGGCUCAAUCUGACCUACCCCUCUAGUUUUCAAUUGCUGCGAGGGUCCGUCAUCAUCUUUGUCGCUAUACUAAGUGUAGCGUUCCUGAACCGCACGCUGGUGAAGCGCGAAUGGUUCGGCAUUGCCUUUAUCAUGCUCGGUCUGGUGGUGGUCGGCAUGUCCGAUGUGCUGUCGAACGAUAAUACGGGCUCACAGUACACCCGGAACAAUGUGAUCACGGGCGAUCUGCUCAUUAUACUGGCCCAAAUUAUAACCGCGGUGCAGAUGGUGUACGAAGAGUACUAUGUGACCGCGUUGAACAUUCCGGCACUGCAAGCAGUAGGAUGGGAAGGGUUCUUCGGCUUUUCCGUGCUCGGUUCGCUCCUGCUGCCCAUGUACUUUAUCCACGUGAUGUACCCGUUCAACGGCAAUGCGCACGGAGUGCUGGAGGAUUUGCCCGAUGCGCUCGCCCAGCUGGCGAACAACUAUCAGCUAAUCAUCGCCAUCUGCGGCAUGAUCGUGUCGAUUGCGUUUUUCAACUUUGCCGGCAUUAGCGUGACGAAGGAAAUAUCCGCUACCACGCGGAUGGUGCUCGAUUCCGUGCGCACGCUUGUCGUGUGGAUGGUGUCGCUGCUGCUGGUUUGGCAAAAGUUCCACUACCUGCAGCUGAUCGGGUUCGCGGGGCUCCUGUUCGGCAUGUGCCUGUACAAUGAUAUUUUCGUGCUGCAAGCGUACCGGCGCGUCAGGGUGGCACUGUUGCUGCGCAUUGGGCGUCAGUCGGCUGAUGGGAUGAGCGAGGUGAUUAUCAACCGGCAAGCAGAUGAGCCGGACCGUUAGACUGAAAACAAAAGCAGGGGCAGCUGGUGCAGCAGGUUGUCCCGAAAAUUCGUUUCCUGUAUGUUGUGUAAUGUUGUAGCUCCUUGAGCUGGUACUCUCCGAUGUGCGUAUCAUCAUACAAAAAUAUCUCAAUCCAUAAUAACUCUUUACUGGUAGAGGAAUAAACGUGAAACCAACUGAAGCAUG
Messenger RNA from Anopheles stephensi (Asian malaria mosquito), 1887 nucleotides. RefSeq names its product solute carrier family 35 member F6 (gene Tango9). The coding region runs from base 550 to 1701 and encodes 383 amino acids. NCBI's taxonomy places the organism in Eukaryota, Metazoa, Arthropoda, Insecta, Diptera, Culicidae. Gene Ontology annotation, biological process: transmembrane transport. Gene Ontology annotation, cellular component: intracellular membrane-bounded organelle; membrane. The transcript is spliced from 5 exons. The record is from RefSeq and is a predicted model, not a curated record. Gene Ontology annotation, molecular function: transmembrane transporter activity.